This is a messenger RNA of Hibiscus syriacus, 735 nucleotides long. RefSeq lists its product as uncharacterized. The transcript has 3 exons. The record is from RefSeq and is a predicted model, not a curated record. NCBI's taxonomy places the organism in Eukaryota, Viridiplantae, Streptophyta, Magnoliopsida, Malvales, Malvaceae. Gene Ontology annotation, cellular component: nucleus. The coding region runs from base 49 to 573 and encodes 174 amino acids.
AGGUGCUAAUGCUUCCCUAGAAAUGAAGGAAAUAAUGAUUCAUCGGUUAUGAUUACAUCUGAAAAGUGCCAUCCAGAACAAACUGCAGAAGCAGAGAAAGUCUGUGAUAAAGAAAUUUGUUUACCUAAUCAAGACUCUACAUGUAUUGCCUCUUGCUUGGAAGUUGAUUUAAAUGUUGAUGGCACAUACAAGAUGACCUCAAGAGAAGACAAAACUUGUGCCAAUAGUGAGGAAGGGGUGAUCGAUGAAGUCCAGACUGCACAAAACAAUAAGGGCUUAUCCUAUCCCAAAGGAAAGGAUCAAAAGCAACUGCGCAUGGAUAAAAUAUCAGAGUUUGAUCCAAUCAGGCAGCACAGGCAUUAUUGUCCAUGGAUUGCAUCAAUGAGUGGUGGGGCACCCGGAUGGCAACAAACAUUAUCUGCUUUGCUAUGUGGGAAAGAUUGUCCUCGUUCUUCACCGGCAUGUUCUCCUCCUUCAUCUGCCUCCAUGAUUAAGGUUAUAGAUCCCGUUGCCUCGGUUAGAAAGCUUUUCUUAUCUCCUGUGACCAAAAGGGUGAAGAUCAGCCGAGAAUGAGGCUAAACCUGCCGGCUUUAUUGCGGUGUAAAGAGAUGGAAGACUGAACUUUUGCAUUCUGUAUCCAAAUAUGGAAAUUUUGUACCAUUUGAAACAUAGAUAUAGAUUGGUUUUGUAUCCAUUUUCAGGCUUUGUGAAAUGGUAGUCCAGUUUACAGCCAAA